CUACAUCUGACAUGUCAUAUGCCGAACAAAGGUUAGGUAGUGAUCGUAUUAAGGGCGCGUACGCAUGGAGAUCUUUUAUAGAUGCAGGAGUAAAAGCAUUUCCGCUGUCUUCCGAUUUUCCGGUAGAACAUGUGAAUCCGUUUCUAGGUUUCUAUGCAGCGGUUACUCGGAAGUGGCCGAAUGGCGAUUCGCCACAUGGUAAAGGUGGAUGGUUUCCUUCACAAAAACUUACCCGUGAAGAGGCGCUAAGUGGAUUUACCAUUGACGCUGCAUACGCUGGCUUUAGUGAAGACAUUGUGGGUUCAAUAACGAAAGGAAAAUUCGCAGAUUUCUUGGUGCUAGAUAGAGACAUUAUGAAAGUACCAGAAGAGGAGAUAAUUGGCACUACAGUGUUGGCCACUAUCUUUGGUGGUCGAGUU
Messenger RNA from Acaulospora morrowiae, 419 nucleotides. The record is from the annotation of a GenBank genome assembly. NCBI's taxonomy places the organism in Eukaryota, Fungi, Glomeromycota, Glomeromycetes, Diversisporales, Acaulosporaceae.